ACUUCCUUUCCGGGACAAGGCGGUCCCGUCGGCGGUGGACAGGUAGGUUCGUGUUCCUGCGGCGUUCUGGGCCCGUGGCCUCGGUCCCAGUGAGCCAGGCAUGAAGAUCACGAGGCAGAAACACGCCAAGAAGCAUCUCGGCUUCUUCCGCAAUAACUUCGGAGUCCGUGAGCCCUACCAGAUUCUGCUGGACGGCACUUUCUGUCAGGCGGCACUGAGGGGCCGCAUUCAGCUGCGCGAGCAGCUGCCCCGCUAUCUCAUGGGGGAGACGCAGCUGUGCACCACCAGGUGUGUAUUAAAAGAGUUAGAAACAUUGGGGAAGGAAUUAUAUGGGGCAAAACUGAUUGCACAAAAAUGCCAAGUUCGAAAUUGUCCCCAUUUCAAGGAUGCAGUGAGUGGAUCAGAAUGUCUGCUUUCCAUGGUUGAAGAUGGAAAUCCUCAUCAUUAUUUUGUGGCAACACAGGAUCAGAAUUUGUCUGUGAAAGUAAAGAAAAAACCUGGAAUUCCUCUGAUGUUUAUUAUUCAGAACACUAUGGUCUUGGACAGACCUUCACCCAAAACAAUUGCUUUUGUUAAAGCAGUAGAGUCAGGUCAGCUUGUCUCAGUGCAUGAGAAACAAAGUAUCAAGCAACUCAAAGAAGAGCAGGGUUUAGUGAAAAACCCUGAACAGGGAAGAAGAAAAAAGCGCAAGAAAAUAAGUGGCCCCAAUCCUCUUAGCUGUUUGAAGAAAAAGAAAAAAGCACAGGACACAAAAUCUGCCUCUGAAAAGAAAAAAAAGAGGAAAAGAAUCCGGAACAGAUCUACUCCAAAAGUACUUUCUGAAAAGCAGAAAGCAGAAGGAUAAUCCUUAGACAUCUUAAAAGACAUUAAACUUUGAAAAGUAAAUUUCUCUUUAAAACUGUGGAAGUACUCUGUGAUGAAAGACUAUUAUUUGGUAAAUGAAUAUUGACCCAUAAGACUUAGCCUAAAAUAUUGUUAAAAAAAAAACAGGAGUGGAUGAAUUUAGGUGUGAUCCUAGUUCUCUUACUCAGUGAUUGAAGGUCGUUUUUCAGUGUAAAACUGUUGUCUCUUUCUGUGUCAACACCCUUCUGCCAAAUAUUAUAUGCAGUGAGUUUUAAAAAAUCAAAUAAUACUAAAAGGCUUGUGACAAAAAAGAGUCCCACUUUCACAUUCACAGAGGAAACUUUCCACUCAUGUAGUGGUUGUAGAAUUCACCUUCAUUAUUUCCAAAUAAUGUGAAUAUGCUGCUACUUUUUGAUUCAUCCAUUAUUCAUUGACUUAGUACUACAAAGAAUGGAUAUUUUGCUUAUAUAUAUUACCCUCCCAUUUUUCUAAUAUAUUAAUAUUUCAAUCUU
Molecule: messenger RNA, 1355 nt
Organism: Manis javanica (Malayan pangolin)
Lineage: Eukaryota; Metazoa; Chordata; Mammalia; Pholidota; Manidae
Gene: UTP23
Product: UTP23 small subunit processome component
Cellular component (GO): small-subunit processome
Source: RefSeq, a predicted model, not a curated record